Mesoplodon densirostris (Blainville's beaked whale) is the source of this 7316-nucleotide messenger RNA. RefSeq names its product phosphodiesterase 3A (gene PDE3A). The record is from RefSeq and is a predicted model, not a curated record. Lineage: Eukaryota; Metazoa; Chordata; Mammalia; Artiodactyla; Ziphiidae. Gene Ontology annotation, biological process: oocyte maturation; positive regulation of oocyte development. Bases 22 to 3459 code for a protein of 1145 amino acids. The transcript has 16 exons. Gene Ontology annotation, cellular component: cytosol. Gene Ontology annotation, molecular function: 3',5'-cyclic-AMP phosphodiesterase activity.
AGUCCGCGAAGAGGGCGCACCAUGGCCGUGCCGGGCGAGGCCGCCCGAGUCGGGGCCAAGCCCGGCCACGCAGAGGCGAGGCCGGCCCCCGCGGCGGGCCCGGGCUGCCACCGUCUCGCGGGCCCCUCAUCGCCCCGGGACCCGGGCUGCCGCGGCUGCUGGGGCGCCCUGGUGCUGCGGCCCCUCCGGCGCUCGCAGAAACUUUCCUCGGCGCUGUGCGCGGGCUCCCUGUCCUUUCUGCUAGCGUUGCUGGUGAGGCUGGUCCGCGGGGAGAUCGGCUGUGACCUAGAGCGGAGUGAGGAGGCGGCGGCGGCGGCGGCGGAGGAGGAGGAAGCUGCCCCCGGAGCAGAAGGGGGCGUCUUCCCGGGGCCUCGGGGAGGUGUUCCCGGGGGCGGCGCGCCGCUCGGGCCCUGGCUGCAGCCCUCGGCGCUGCUCUUCAGUCUCCUGUGUGCCUUCUUCUGGAUGGGCUUGUACCUCCAGCGCGCCGGGGUGCGCCUGCCUCUGGCCGUCGCGCUGCUGGCCGCCUGCUGCGGGGGGGAAGCGCUCGUCCAGAUUGGGCUGGGCGUCGGGGAGGAUCACUUACUCUCGCUCCCCGCCGCGGGGGUGGUGCUCAGCUGCUUGGCCGCCGCGACAUGGCUGGUACUGAGGCUGAGGCUGGGCGUCCUCAUGAUCGCCUUGACUAGCGCGGUCAGGACCGUGGCCCUCAUUUCCCUAGAGAGGUUCAAGGUCGCCUGGAGACCGUACCUGGCGUACUUGGCCGGAGCGCUGGGGAUCCUCCUGGCCAGGUACGUGGAGCAAAUCUUGCCACAGUCCACGGGGGCGGCUCCGAGGGAGCAUUUCGGGUCCCAGCUGAUCGCUGGGACCAAGGAAGAGAUCCCGGUGUUUAAGAGGAGGAGGCGGUCCAGCUCCGUGGUGUCCGCCGAGAUGUCGGGCUGCAGCAGCAAGUCCCAUCGGAGGACCUCCCUGCCCUGCAUCCCGAGGGAACAGCUCAUGGGACAUUCAGAAUGGGACCACAAACGAGGGCCAAGAGGAUCACAGUCUCCAGGAACCAGUAUCACUGUGGAUAUUGCUGUGAUGGGCGAGGCUCACGGUCUCAUCACCGACCUCCUGGCAGACCCUUCUCUGCCCCCCAACGUGUGCACGUCCCUGAGGGCAGUGAGCAACCUUCUCAGCACACAGCUCACCAUCCAGGCCAUUCACAAGCCCAGAGUGAACCCCGUCAUUUCCUUCAGUGAAAACUAUACCUGCUCUGAUUCUGAAGAAAGCUCUGAAAAAGACAAGCUGGCUAUUCCCAAGCGCCUGAGAAGGAGUUUGCCCCCUGGUUUGCUGAGACGAGUUUCAUCAACUUGGACAACCACCACCUCAGCCACGGGUCUGCCCACUUUGGAGCCUGCCCCAGUACGGAGGGACCGUAGCGCCAGCAUCAAACUGCAUGAAGCACCUUCAUCCAGUGCUAUUAAUCCAGAUUCUUGGAAAAACUCAGUGAUGAUGACUCUGACCAAAAGCAGAUCCUUCACUUCGUCCUAUGCUGUUGCUGCCUCUAACCACGUAAAGGCUAAAAAGCAAAAUCGACCAGGUUCCCUAGUGAAAAUUUCACCUCUUUCCUCACCCUCUUCCUCACCUCUCCAUGGGACCCCUGCCAGCAGCCCAGUCAGCAAAAUUUCUGCAGUGCAGUUUCCAGAAUCUGCCGAUGCAACUGCCAAACAAGGCCUAAGUUCUCACAGGGCCGUAACUUACACUCAGAGUGCCCCUGACCUUUCUCCUCAGAUCCUGACUCCACCUGUUAUAUGUAGCAGCUGUGGCAGACCAUAUUCCCAAGGGACUCCUGCUGAUGGGCCCCUGGAGAGAAGUGGGGCAGCCAUUCGGACACCAAGCAGAACCGAUGACACCACUCAAGUUACCUCUGAUUAUGAAACCAAUAACAACAGUGAUAGCAGUGAUAUUGUACAGAACGAAGAUGAGACUGAAUGCCCCAGAGAGCCUCUGAGGAAGACAUCAGCUUGCAGCACCUAUACUCCUGAGGCCAUGAUAUUCCUGGACAAACCAAUUCUUGCUCCUGAACCUCUUGUCAUGGAUAACUUGGACUCAAUUAUGGAGCAGCUAAAUACUUGGAAUUUUCCAAUUUUUGAUUUGGUGGAGAAAAUAGGAAGAAAAUGUGGCCGUAUUCUUAGUCAGGUAUCAUACAGACUUUUUGAAGACAUGGGCCUCUUUGAAGCUUUUAAAAUUCCAGUUAAGGAAUUUAUGAAUUAUUUUCAUGCUUUGGAGAUUGGCUACAGGGAAAUUCCUUACCAUAACAGAAUCCAUGCCACCGAUGUCUUACACGCUGUUUGGUAUCUUACGACACAACCUAUUCCCGGCCUCUCAACUGUGAUUAAUGAUCACGGAUCAGCAAGCGAUUCAGAUUCUGACAGUGGGUUUACACAUGGACAUAUGGGAUAUGUAUUCUCAAAAAUGUGUAAUGUGCCAGAUGAUAAAUACGGAUGUUUGUCUGGAAAUAUCCCUGCCUUGGAGUUGAUGGCCCUGUAUGUGGCUGCAGCCAUGCAUGAUUUUGAUCACCCAGGAAGGACUAACGCUUUCCUGGUUGCAACUAGUGCCCCUCAGGCGGUGCUCUAUAAUGAUCGUUCUGUUUUGGAGAAUCAUCAUGCAGCUGCUGCGUGGAAUCUUUUCAUGUCCCGGCCGGAAUAUAACUUCUUAGUUAACCUUGACCAUGUGGAAUUUAAGCAUUUCCGUUUCCUUGUCAUUGAAGCAAUUUUGGCCACUGACCUGAAGAAACACUUUGACUUUGUAGCCAAAUUUAAUGCCAAGGUGAAUGAUGAAGUUGGAAUAGAUUGGACCAAUGAAAAUGAUCGUCUACUGGUUUGUCAAAUGUGUAUAAAGUUGGCUGAUAUCAAUGGGCCAGCUAAGUUUAAAGAGCUUCAUCUUCAGUGGACAGAGGGUAUUGUCAAUGAAUUUUAUGAACAGGGUGAUGAAGAGGCCAGCCUCGGGUUACCAAUAAGCCCUUUCAUGGACCGUUCUGCUCCUCAGUUGGCCAACCUUCAGGAAUCCUUCAUCUCGCACAUUGUGGGUCCUCUCUGCAACUCCUAUGAUUCAGCAGGACUGAUGCCAGGGAAAUGGGUGGAAGACAGUGAUGAGUCAGGAGACACCGAUGACCCAGAAGAAGAGGAGGAGGAGGAAGCAGCAAAUGAAGAGGAAACCUGUAAAAAUAGUGAAUCUCCAAGAAAGAAAACUUUCAAAAGAAGAAAAGUCUACUGCCAAAUAACUCAGCACCUUCUGCAGAACCACAAGAUGUGGAAGCAAGUCAUUGAGGAGGAACAGCGGUUGGCAGGCAUAGAGGAUCAGUCCCUGGACCAGUCCCCCCAGCAGCACCCCUCAGAACAGAUCCAGGCCAUCAAGGAAGAAGAUGAAGAAAAGGGGAAGCAGAGAGGAGAGGAGAUCCCAACCCCAAAGCCAAACCAGUGACCAUGGAUAAAUGAGCUACAUUUCUAAACAGAGUGACUUGUCACAGACUCUUUUCAAGCCAGCACAACACUUAGACACAACACUGUAGAAAUAUGAGAAGAUGGGCAAACGGCUAUGGCAUUUUGGGAUUCUUUGCAUCUUAUAUGUGUUUAUUUUUACAGUGAGGUACAUGGUUUAAAAAACUCUCACUCAGAGAAGCUUUCACGUUAUAACAACACCAGCUUCUAAGGAUUUUUUUAAAGGAAGAAGUAUAUAUGUGUGUGUGUAUAUAAGCUCUCACAUAGAUCCAUGUAAAACAUAUUCACAGACACACACGCAGACACACAGACACACCGAAAAGCCAGGAUUCCUGGCUCCACGAUUUAGUAACAUUCAUGUUAAGAUAUAUAGUGGUCACUGUGAUAUAAUAAAUCAUAAAGGAAAAACUAAAGGAAAACAAAUUCCAAAGGAGAUGGUGCAGCUUUAGCCGGGAAGCAGUGUAGCAAAUGUAGGUUACGACUAAGAAGCUUUUGCUCUUAGUACUGAGGGAUGAAAGUUCCAGAGCAUUGUUUGAAUUCUUAUACAUCCUGCCAACAUUGUGUGUGUGUGUGUGUGUGUGUGUAUGUGUGUAUGAGAGAGAGAGAUGGAAAGGAUGCUCAUGUGUAUGUACAUUUGUGUGUAUGUAAAGAGAGAUUUUUGUGGUUUUAGUUGUUCAUAGCAUUGCUGCAGCAGACGACUCAGCACAUGUGAACAAACAAGAUGAAGUUCGCUCUGGAGAGUCUUUAAGAGGCAGCCAUCCUUGCCUGCCUCUACUUGGCUUCAGUAAAAGUCCCUCUGCAGAAGGAGGGGAUUGGCAGGCUGGGGGACAGGGCCACGGGCCUGUGCAUCCCUUCGAGGCUCUCUGUCACCAGCCUUAAACCGGGAAGACUGAGGCAUUUUCCAGUCUAGUUGCUGAAUGAAUGUAUAGGAGGUGUUUGUCUGUAUGUCUGUCUGUCACUCACCUAAAAAUCAAAUCACGAUGGAAGGGGAUGGAAUUCUUUAAACAGAAACACCUCAGAAGGAGCUGAAGUCAGGUCUUUUCAUCAGGUUACAGUUCUAAAAGGUCGCCAGAGAAGGCCUGGGAAAUGGCUCUUAACGGGGAUCGCCUAUGUCUUAAUUUGCUGCAAAAUGUGUGGUAGAAAAAGAAAAAAAAGAAAGGAAGGCAAACAGAAACCCACUCUGGGAUAGCUAGUGAGAGAGAGAUGAAGUGGAUAAUUUCAACCUAGGGUUUGGUGUUUAUUGACAUAAUGAAAGUCUGAUUCUUGGCAACUGGUGAAGAUUGGCUUUUGGGUGGCAAAAGUCGCACGGACAACCCUGUUGUACUGUUGCACGCACGGUGUGAUGGGGUGACUUCUAGCUGUAAUCUGGCCCAUUGUCAUGUUUCUUUUGGCAGGGAAGACUUGAGGGAUUUGGGGGAACUGGGCCUAUCAUUGACAGUCUUUUUUUUUUUUUUUUUUUGGUUUGUUUAUCUACAUUUGUUUAUGCUGUGAGCCAAACCUCUAUUUAAAAAGUUGAUACUCACUUUCAAUAUUUUAUUGCAUAUUAUUAUAUUUGUCAUGAAUAGUUAUCUUGAUGUAAAUAUAAAGAUUUGUUUUUGUUUCUGUAGAUAGUCAACUUUUUUUUUAAAGGGAAAAGGGAAACAUUUUUAUAAAGUUCUAUUUUAAUCACCAUUUUUAUACAUUGUAGCUCUCUCCAAGCCCAGUAAGAGAUGGAUGGUUCAUUUGCAUGGAGGUCUGUGAACACUCACUCAUCUACCUGUUCUAAUUUAAAUGAUAAUCGGAUACAGUUAUUUUAUGCCAAUUAAAUGAGGAUGCUGCAAAGAAUGUUUUUUCACUAGCAACUCUGGCUAACUUUUGGGUAACUUCUGGAUCCACAUCUCCCAAGCGAAAGACUUUCUUAAACAAUGAGGAACGUUUAUAAUUGGUGUCCCUUUCUUCCCAACACUUUUUGCUUCUAACAUUCCUUUGAUACUCUAUCCUGGCCUGCUCAUCAUCUAAACAACCUUAGCUUCAAGUAAAUCUUGCUUGUGAUUUCUACUUUUUAUUUCCUCGCAAAUCAUAGAAAAGAGUGUUUACAUUAAAAAUGCCUUCAUUUCUCAUAAAUGGAUAUUCUUCCCUUCCAAAGCAAUGAUUAUACAAUAAUCCGUGGCAUUUUUUAAAUAAGGCAAAGAUAAUACAAUCCAAAAUAAACAUAGUUUCAAGGCAAAUUUCCCCCAAAGUAGGAAAAUACGAAAAGGAUCAAAUAGAUGCAGAUUCUACCUAAAUAAUGAGAAUUUUUUUUUUUGAGUUAACAUCAGGUCUUCAUUAUUUAGACUUACUGAGUUGUUUUCCAUUUUUUUUAGUAUUGCCUGUGUGUCUCUAUGUUUGCAAAACUUACUGUGAGUCAAAUACAUUUCCCCAGUGAAUUUAUUUUCCUUCCAUGGCAAAUAACAGAAGGGGGGAAAAAAGCAUUUAUACUCAAAUGCCUCUUGUAUCUAAUUAACAAAACUAAUCUUUCCCCCUGCUCCAAAUGCCAUAUGUCUCUAAAAUAAAUGUAAGUCCAGGAAAAAUCUAGGUAUGGAGCAAGUUAAAUGGUGACAGAGUAGUUAUACAUUCAUAACCAUAUAUUGGUGGCUUCCUCAACGCUCCAUGACCCCAAGUAGGGGCCCGCCUGGCUGCCAGAGUAGAGGUCUAAGCACACUACCUGGUUUUUGCUUUGUUCUGUUCUCAAGUACAUGAAAUAAUCAUGGCCAAAGCAGUAAGAACCUCUUCAUUCCAGAAUUGUGCUCACCAGUCUAGGCAGAUUAUUUUUUUUUUCUUCAAAGAAAGAUAAAUUGCUAGUGUAUUAAAGCUAAAGUCAGUUCAAGAAAAGGAAUGGCGAUUCUUCAAGUGCUUGACUUUCAUACACACCCAGUAUAUCCCACAGGAUGCCGAGGGACAUGAAAAGAUAUUUUCUGCUAGUGAUGGUCUCCCCGUCCUUGGUGACAGCAGUAUUACUGUGUUCACUUCCAACUCCGGAGCUUGCUUCCUGUGGUGCCAGUGUAUUUGUUGCAACUUACUACAUUUUUAUAUGAGCCUAAUUAUAGGUGCCAUUAGAUAAACUCAGGUCUUUCAAAUGAAGGAAUGUCUAGCCCAUUUAGGGAAAAGAAUUGUAUGGACAGCCAUGAAACUAAUGGUAGGAAAAGUUGGAAUUUGGUGGCCUUGAUGCUAGUGGUUGCUUUCUGUUAAGGAAAAGACCAGGUAUACUAAGAAUGUCAUCAAUGUCAUUUCCAGCAUGCUGAUAGAAUGUCUUUCUGGUUAUCGAUCUAAGCCAACCUUGAGAAUAUUGCUUCCUUGGUGAAAACACUUCAGCAUAUUUUAAAACUAUAAGUUAUUUUUGUCAUUUAUAUAAGACCUGGUUUUGCUCUUAGUCAAAGAUGAAGACAGUAGCUCUGUACAGGGAUUUAUCUACAUCGGUCUUCAUCUGAGAAGUGAAGGAAUUUCCUCAUAUUAUGUUUAAGAAAAUACCCACUUUCUAAACACAGAACACGAAAUUAUGUCUGUUCCGUUUUGAUGGGAUCCCAGAACAAAUCCUAACCAUUGCAAUCUCAGUAAAACUAAAGACGAUGGUAUGUCAAGCGGACUUCAUAUUACAUGUAUAAUACGUAUUGCAAUUUCCUCACACCCCUGCCUCUCUUGAUUUGCAAUGUCCUGAUGUCCCCUGUCACUUUCCCAGAGAACUUUCUUUGAAGGUAAAAGCUGUGCAAAAGGCAUGAGACUCAGGCCUAUUUUUUGUUUAAAUGAUGGAAAAACAUAAAUUAUUUUCUAAGUAAUAAAGAUAUGAAAAUUAUCAUUGUAAAUAAAGUCUAAAGUUUGAAACGA